Seriola dumerili (greater amberjack) is the source of this 1420-nucleotide messenger RNA. RefSeq names its product RAD23 homolog A, nucleotide excision repair protein (gene rad23aa). Gene Ontology annotation, molecular function: ubiquitin binding; proteasome binding; damaged DNA binding. The record is from RefSeq and is a predicted model, not a curated record. Gene Ontology annotation, biological process: nucleotide-excision repair; proteasome-mediated ubiquitin-dependent protein catabolic process. Gene Ontology annotation, cellular component: cytosol; nucleoplasm. The transcript is spliced from 9 exons. Bases 163 to 1278 code for a protein of 371 amino acids. NCBI's taxonomy places the organism in Eukaryota, Metazoa, Chordata, Actinopteri, Carangiformes, Carangidae.
UGUCACCAAAGAUGGCGAUUUGCUGAGUGCUCAUGGAUACACACAUUUGUCGGCUAGUUGCUAUCUUACCCGAAACGCCAACUUUAAAAACAAAUUAACUGCUUAGCGAGCAACUAUAUCUCCCUCUGAAGCACAUCUGACACAACGUCAACCACCGCUACCAUGCAGAUCACGCUUAAAACACUGCAGCAGCAGACUAUUCAAAUUGAGAUAGACCCCGAACAAACGGUGAAGGCUUUGAAAGAGAAGAUAGAAGCGGAAAGAGGCAAAGACAACUUUCCUGUAUCUGGACAGAAGCUGAUAUAUGCUGGAAAAAUCCUGCAAGAUGACACACCUAUUAAGGAAUACAAAAUUGAUGAGAAGAAUUUUGUUGUAGUGAUGGUGUCCAAGGCUAAGCCUGCAGCUGCCACCUCGCCCCCAGUCUCAGAAGCACCCAAACCUCCUGUACAGGACUCUGGUUCCACGUCUACAGCUGUCCCAGCCACAACCCCGACCCCAGCCCCGGCCCCAGCCCCAGCCCCAACUCCAACCCCAGCAGCUGUCCCCAUUCCCCCCGAGGAGGCCAAAGAAGAGCCAAGUGCCGCAGCCACAGAACCACAACAACCAGCCAGCUCCAGUGGCGGGAGCCAGGGCUUGGAUGCUUCCUCAGCACUGGUGACCGGGGCUGAGUAUGAGGCGAUGCUGACGGAGAUCAUGUCUAUGGGCUACGAAAGGGAGCGAGUGGUGGCUGCACUAAGGGCCAGUUUCAACAACCCCCACAGAGCUGUAGAAUACCUUCUCACUGGUAUCCCCAGCAGCCCAGUCCAGGAGAGUAAUCCACCAGCGCAGGCCCCUGCGUCUGGACCCACAGAAGCCCCAUCUCUAGCAGAGGGAGAUAACCCACUUGCAUUCCUGCGGACCCAGCCCCAGUUUCUGCACAUGAGACAGGCCAUCCAGCAGAACCCUUCUCUGCUACCAGCUCUUCUCCAGCAGCUAGGCAGGGAGAACCCUCAACUUCUACAGCAAAUCAGUCAGCAUCAGGAGCUAUUUAUCCAGAUGUUGAACGAGCCGGUGGGAGAGGGGGGAGAUGCACCAGAGGUUGGAGAGAUGGGGGCAGCAGGGGAGGAGGGUGCACCUGUCAAUUACAUCCAGGUUACACCUCAGGAGAAGGAAGCCAUCGAAAGGUUAAAAGCGUUGGGUUUCCCUGAGGCUCUGGUGAUCCAGGCCUACUUUGCCUGCGAGAAGAACGAGAACCUGGCAGCCAACUUUCUCCUCAACCAGGGACUGGAGGAUGACUGAACACAGAUCACUGCCUUCCUGCUCCUCCCUCCUACCCUUCCCCUCUUCGGCUCAGCAUAAAGACUGCACCCCCCAAUUUUACUGUACAGCUACCAACCUCAGCUCAACCCAACAGGAGGGGAGGAGAGGGGAGAGCCAGCAG